AUGGAACACUCCAGUGUUGCCAUCUGGAGAAAGAUUACCACCAUGAAGUUACCUGCUAAACUACCUUUCUUUUUCACAACAUCCAUUUUGUUGCUCUCUGUUUCUGCAGACUUGCUGGGUAAGUAGUAGUGAUUAUUUCUUUAACUACAUAGUAAAAUCACUAAUGUUUAUAAUUAUGCAUUGCUAUAAGAUACAAAAAGGGUCUAACUAUUUUUGUGGUUUACUGCUUGUAUAACAAUCAAAAGGUGACAUUAAUGUCAAAAAGGUCAUUAAUCAGACCAACAGCAAAAAAUCGCACAACAGCAGACAGAAAAAAAGUAUGCCAAUUAAAAUGUUCUGAAUUUUAAAUAGUUAUUUUGAUUUUUUUUUUUCUUUGGUGUUCUUAUGAAAUAAAAUCACAGUAAAAGAAAAGGUUAAAACAUGAUGGCGAUAUUAGAAAAAUGGAUAUUAGUCUUUAGAAAAGGAAAGUGGAGAAAAUAAUUAAAAUAAUAUUUAUAAAUUAAGGAGUAAUUUAAAAAAUUAAACAAAAAUAUAUAUAUAUAUAAAAAAAAAACAAAGAAACAGUGUUGGUAGGCUAUGGUAUAAAUAAAUGUUAGAAUUUGUGUUAUAUGGAAAUAAAUCUCUAUGAAUAAGGUUUUUAGGAUUUAUAGAAUAGAGGAAUAAAUAACUCACAAGAGAGAAAAAUACAACUUACUAGUGAGAAGCAAAACUGAUGAAUAGGUCAUAAAAUAAAAUAAAUUUAAAAUAUAAUCAGAAAGAAAAAAAGGAAACAACAGCAACAGUAAUCAUAACAAAAACCCAUAUAACCAAACUAAAGAAAGGUGUUUACAUAAAUAGAAGUAGAUACUUUAAAUAUGUGUACACACAGAAAUGAAAAGAAAGUUACUGAUUGUUUCAUAUGCCACCACGGCUGCACUACACAGGUAAUCUGCAUGUAUGUUUAAAGGGACUGAAUCCCUGCUACUCAGGCCUACCUGAUAAUAUUUGAAUGCACCUCAGUUAACCUUCUACCCACACAGGAUAGUAGUCCGAGCUAAUGAUGUCCAAAGGUAAAGCAGGGCAGGCUAUUUACCAAAGCUAAACUUUGAUGUGAGAUUAAAGCUACUGCCAUAUAAUUUUAUUCAGGGAAUGACAUGGGUGUACUCUCAUUGGAUUACCAGAAUGAAGCACAGCAUUGGAAAGCCAUAUGAGAUGAUUACAUCAUCGUCUUAAAUUGAUGUUGCAAAUAGACAUCUUGUUGUAUACUGAGGUAAUAUGCAGGUCGUGUUGGAGUUUUGUUUGGAUUAAAGGAUUUUGAACAUGCUGUGCAUUGGAAAGUUAAAUAAACCCUUAAUAAACCCCACCCUAACAGUGUAUAUAAAGUAGAAACAAACAGUCAUUGACUGCAUUGUAAGAUAGCAGUGAGUGGGUGCAGCACUCACUGAGCCAAAGUUGAACAAGGGAGUGCCUAUAAAUCUGACAAGAAAAUCCAAUUAAUACAUUAAUAUUUGCAUGUAAUCUCAUUUACAAAUUGGAGGUUUACUUUACACCUAGGAAAUUGCCCCUGGGUUUAAAGUGGUGUUUUGUUAUUCAUGUUCCAUUAAACUAUCCCAAAUCUAAACCCAAAACAGCUUUCCGUCAAAGUGUUGUCUCACUUUGUCUGGAUUAUAUUAGGGAAUAGGUAGUGACUCAUAAUUUAUAAAUUUUAAGCAAUGACUCUGACCCAGUCUUAACAUCCUAUCAGUGCCUGAGGUCCACACAGGACUUGGAAGUCUGAGAGGUGAGUUUGUGAGUGUUAAAGGAAAGGAGACUGGGGUCCAUGCCUUCCUGGGUAUCCCGUUUGCAAAGCCACCCAUAGGCCCUGCUCUGAGAUUCUCUGCACCUCAGCCUGUGGAGGGAUGGACAGGAGUAAGAGAUGCCACCAAGCAGCCACUCAUGUAAGUCAUCCGUGUAUUUUCAGCUGAUGGACACAGCACUUGGAAAAAAUCACCUUCAAUUAAUCUUAUAUGAUAUCUUGUCUCCCUUUUUUAGGUGUGUUCAAAAUAGACAAGUGUCUAUUGAUCUGCUUGAAAAACUUGGUGAAAUGGCAGCAGAAAUCCCAGACGUUUCAGAAGACUGUCUUUACCUCAACAUUUACACACCUGCAAACCGAGCUGAUGAUGCUAAGCUUCCGGUAAGAGUCUUAAACUACAAGAAGGGGUUUCUUUGCUGAUAGGAUGUUGAUUAAAUCUCAGCUGAAGAGGGGUGCACAAGGUUUGUGGCUGUGAUGUUAUGCUUGACGCUGUACUUUAGAUGGGGAAAUGAGAUCAUUGUGUUUUGCUGAAAGAUAUGUUGUAAAUGUCUUCAUAUGAUCAUGAGUGGAAUCACUCAAGUGUUUGUUGUUGCUGAGAGUGUCAGGGUUAGUCCAGACAAGAUUGAGUUUAGAUGGUACCAGAGUGGAUUUUGUGAUUUUGUGGAAUUCCCACCAGGCUGUCAGAGUUUCUGAUGUUGUGCAUGUUUGAAUAAGGGGGUGACUUAAAAAGACUGUGGGAGAACUGGUGAAUCCAGGAUGGCAAUUUUAUUAUAGACUGAUUGUUCAGUAUCAAACUAUAUGGUAUCAGACCAGUUAAGGGUGAAUCCAUUUGGAGUAUUGUAAUCGAUUUCAGUUUCAACAUUUAUUUUGUCUGUGCACUAUUUAAAUUAACAAUUUCAGCAAACCAUAACAUUCUGGUGAAACAUUUCACACAGCAUCUCAACUUUUGUUGUAAUGUGGGUCCUGUAAUUGCAGUUUGAAUAAUACUCAACAUACCCAAAAGCAUAAAUCAAAGAGAUGAGUGUCAUUUUAAAGUCAGAUUUAAGUUUGUCUUUGGUUCAAUGUACUUGAAUAAAUGUUCUCACUAGCUUACAUUUUUUAAAUAUUUCUGUAUGCUGUGUACCAGGUUAUGGUCUGGAUCCAUGGAGGAGGGUUUAGUCUCGGAUCAGCAUCGGUGUAUGAUGGCUCCGCCCUGGCUGCUUAUCAGGAUGUGGUUGUUGUUUUGAUCCAGUAUCGUCUCGGACUUCUGGGCUUUGUCAGGUGAGGAAAUGCACCUCCAUCUAAUUUGAGCUUUGCUGUCUUUUUAGCUUUUGUUACACUUUUCUUGAUGAACCUUUUAGGCUUUUUAUUGUUCUCUUACUAAUUUCUGUUAUUCUAUUUUAUCACUAUUGUUAUUGUUUUGUUAUAAUUAUUAAUAUUGCCUUUUAUAUUUGCUAUGCUGUUUUCUGCUUUCAUCCCCCUUUUUUAUUGCAUUUCCUUUUUCUAGCGAUUAUAAGUUUCUAUUUAGAUCCACGUGGUCUCAUUUUGCGCUGCAUGGUUCUUGUAUUGUCUGGGUUCCUUAUGACAUAUGAAAAUGGCCUUCAAUUCUGAGGCCUUGUUUUAACUGAUCUUUUUGUUUUAAUUUACUUUGGCUGAAGUUAUUGCGCUUAACAAUUGUCAAGCACUUUAUAAACCUCUGUUUUAAAAAAUACUAUACAAAUAAACUUAUCAUUAUUAUAAACACUUAUCCUGGGAUAAUCAAAUAAAGAUUUGAUUGUAACCAAGUUUCUUAAACACAUACAGUAUCUGGUUUUGUUUCCGUCUCAAGCACAUACCUUUGAAGUUCUGUAUGUGAAGCAACAACUCUUUAGCUGCAUUCACUACUGUCAGGAUCUUGAUUAUAAACAAGACAAAGAAUUAGACUUAACAUAUACAGUCAGUAAUGUAAUGGUCAUGCAAACAGCUUAACAUUAGUUUUCCAUGGUUUUGGAUGGUACAUUAAAAGUUAACAUGUCUUAAAAAGGAAAAUGUUCAAUAAGUUUGGCUGAUAUGGCUCUAUGUUUCUGCAACAGAGCCUUUGUUCAAGGACUAAACACAGUAUGAUGGAAAAAUAAUAUUUUGUUUCAUUCAGCACUGGAGAUGAACACUUGACUGGAAACUUUGGUCUUCUGGACCAGGUACAAGCUCUGAAGUGGAUCCAGCAGCACAUUCACAGCUUUGGAGGUGACCCAGACUCAGUUACAAUAUUUGGAGAGUCUGCUGGUGGAAUGAGUGUGUCCCUACUGGUAAGGAUCAGUCUCUCAAUGAGCUGAUGAACAACACACAUAAAACCCAUGUGUUUUUUGUAAGGACUUUUCUGUAAAAUCACUGCUGAGUUACAACUUCACAUAUCCUUAUUUUUUAUGUGUCUGUAUCCACCAGCUUCUCUCCCCAUUGGCUAAAGGACUGUUUCACCGCGGUAUCGCUGAGAGCGGCAGUGCAGCAAUGGAUUUACUGAUGACAAAUGAUCCUCUACCAAUGGCACAGGUAGACUGUCAGCAUUCAAGAUAGCUCUUUAAAACUUAGUUGUGUCCUUAGGUUGUUGAUAUAAAAUCCUUUUAUUUUCCUCAGAUGGCAGCAAAUAUGUCUGGCUGCAGCCUGGACAGCACAGAGAAGAUCAGUGAUUGCAUGAGAAAUCUUGAUCUUGAUACUUUUUUAACCAUUGCACAGGUGAGUUAUUAACUAUCAUACUGUUCAAAGAAUAGUGAGUGAAAACAACCAUUGUCACUUUUCUGUGGUCUAUCUUAAUUUUCUUUUCAACUGUUAUUUUCUCAAGGAUCUUAGUUUGCAAUUUUUUGUAAGUGUUGACGGACACUUCCUGACAAAACCUGUGGAUGAGCUGUUCAAAAAACAUGAACUACUUACCAUACCCUUCAUGACAGGGGUUAACAACGAUGAAGGGGGCUUUUUGCUCCUUGAGGUGAGUAUGAAUGCUGUAAAUUUGUACUGAGUCAUGAAUGACCAAAGUGCUUGUGGGUUUCUUUAUGAGCCAUUAAAGUGAAAAAAGGGAUUUUUGAAUGUUUGAGAUAUUUAUCGUAUCUUUGUCUUCUUUAAGUUCCUGGCUCCCAAAAACUGGACAGAGGGACUGGAUUUGGAGUCUAUUAAGAACGGGCUCUCAGAGUUUUUCCCUGAUCCAUCAAUUUCUGAUUUGAUAAUAGAAGAAUACAUGGGCACUGGUGAAGAUCCUGUUAAAAAUAGGAAUGGGUACACUGAGCUGCUUGGGGAUACGAUAUUCACAAUUCCAGCCAUCAAGACUGCUAACGCACACAGAGGUAAUUUUUUGAGACGACAGGCAGAACUUUUCACAUUUGCUGUCCCACUAGCAGAGAAAAGAGAAAUAAGAAAUUUUAUUGAUCACAACUAUUUGUUUACAACUAGAUGCCGGUGCACCUGUAUACCUGUAUGAGUACCAGCAUCCCCCUCAGUUCCUGCAAUCAAAAAGACCUAGCUUUGUUGGGGCUGACCAUACAGAUGAAAUCUUCACAGUACUAGGAUUUUGUUUUACAACCAAACAUGUCACAUUGAAAGAAGGUGAGCACAAUCUAAACAUAAAAUUUUCCACUACUAUAAAUCUGAGUUAUACAGAGUUCAAAGUGUUUAACCAGGUAACUGAUGUUGUAGAUGCAUGCUCUAAAGAGGAAGAACAGUUGAGCAAAACCAUGAUGAGCUACUGGGGAAACUUUGCUCGCACAGGGUAAGAAUCAACCCUCAUUUAAGAUUCAAAUGCAUGUUUAAGACAAACUUAUUUAUGACUUUACCCUGGGUGUGUUUAGGUCUCCUAAUGGGGAAGGCCUCGUUCACUGGCCACAGUAUGGAGCAGAAGAGCACUACCUGAAAAUCGACUUGAAGGAGCAGGUUACUGGUCAGCACCUGAAGAAGGAGCGGUUUGUCUUCAUGACUCAGACCCUGCCAGAGAAAAUAAGACAACAUAUGGAGAAGACAGAAAGGAUGAGUGAGUGUAUUUCCAUAUCUUGAUCAAGAAAAUAGCAUAAACCAUUACAUCCUUUUGUUGUUUUCAUUAACAGUUUGUCUACCAAUAAUGAUUAAUUUGUCUAUAUUGGUUUGAAAAAAUUGAUAGCACACUGAUCCAGAUCAAACCACAUAUUUUGAUUUGUAACUUUUCUUUCAACCAUUCAAGCUGUAGGCUGAGCAGUGAAUCAACCUUUGUCGAGAGCAGGAAUGAGAAAAAAUCUGCAGUAUAACAAUAGGGGGCAAGUGCACUGUGCCUCAUAAGCAUAGACUCUAUAUACUAAGGAUAACUUGGCUCCGCCUUCUGUCAAUACAUGAAUUUGAAGCCGAAUUGCUCUUGGUAUUUCUGGGAUUUUCUCCACUUCCUGGAACCACCACUCCUGCAGUAGCAUUGUAUGCAUUUGUUGGGCGUGUUGCUGUGAUGACGCUCGGCUCAAACAGCGUAUCCCCUGGAUGAGCUACGCAGUAUUCGUAUGCCCAUAGGCUGUAUCAAGUGUUAAUCAUAGAAAACAUGAACCCCAUAACUUUUAAAAAUGGAGCUGCACAAAAAAAAGAGGACUUGUGCACAAACCAGUCUUACAGUAAUUACAUGUCAACAUUGCAUCCAGGGGAAAGAAAUAUGUAUAUUCAGUUGUAAUUUCUAAAGUUUGUCCAGGCUCCAUAGGGAUUGCUGGAGGAGGUGGAAAUUAUGACCUUUACUGCAGCCUGUCACCAGAGGGUGCUGUUCUUACAGAGGCUUCACCCAGUGAGGAGGCAGACAACAUCCAUUCUAUUUACAGUCUAUGCUAAUAAUGCUUGCUCUGUUGCCCUGAUAAGCUGCUUGUUUGAGCAUUUGCUUAUAGCCUGUCUUUAAGUUACCUAUACAAACAGAAACACAUUUGAGACUUGAAAGCCUUUCACAUGGUUGAUAUAAAUUGGAGAGUUGUUGCACCAACUCACACUUUUCCAUUUGAGUUCAAUAUGAGCAUCAGUAGAGGACUUGUGCAUCACUCAGCUUUGAUAAACACCUAUCAAUAAGUUCUGAAUUUUAAGCAAUGACUCUGACCCAGUCUUAACAUCCUAUUAGUGCCUGAGGUCCACAUAGGACUUGGAAGUCUGAGAGGUGAGUUUGUGGGUGUUAAAGGAAAGGAGACUGGGGUCCAUGCCUUCCUGGGUAUCCCGUUUGCCAAGCCACCCGUAGGCCCUGCUCUGAGAUUCUCUGCACCUCAGCCUGUGGAGGGAUGGACAGGAGUAAGAGAUGCCACCAAGCAGCCACUCAUGUAAGUCAUCCGUGUAUUUUCAGCUGAUGGACACAGCACUUGAAAAAAUCACCUUCAAUUAAUCUUAUAUGAUAUCAUGUCUCCGUUUUUUAGGUGUGUUCAAGAUAGACAAUUGUCUAUUGAUCUGCUUGAAAAACUUGGUGGUAUGGCGGCAGAAAUCCCAGACGUUUCAGAAGACUGUCUUUACCUCAACAUUUACACACCUGCAAACCGAGCUGAUGAUGCUAAGCUUCCGGUAAGAGUCUUAAACUACAAGAAGGGGUUUCUUUGCUGAUAGGAUGUUGAUUGAAUCUCAGCUGAAGAGGGGUGCUCAAGCUUUGUGGCUGUGAUGUUGCAUAUGGUUUGAUGAUUUUAGUUAUUAGUAUUACAAAAAUUGAUCAUUUCUGAUGCUGUACUUCAGAUUGGGAAAUUAGAUCAUUGUGUUUUGCUUAAAGAUAUGUUGUAAAUGUCGUCAUAUGAUCAUGAGUGGAAUCACACAAGUGUUUGUUGUUGCUGAGAGUGUCAGGGUUGGUCCAGACAAGAGUGAGUUUAGAUGGUACCAGAGUGGACUUUGUGAUUUUGUGGAAUUCCCACCAGGCUGUCAGAGUUUCUAAUGUUGUGCAUGUUUGAAUAAGGGGUGACUUAAAAAGACUGUGGGAGAACUGGUGAAUCCAGGAUGGCAAUUUUAUUACAGACUGAUUGUUCAGUAUCAAACUAUAUGGUAUCAGACAAGUCAAGGUACUUCAAUAAAUGUUCUCACUGGUUCACAUUUUACCAAUAUUUUUUUGUAUGCUGUGUAGAAAAGAUGAAUUGCCUCCAUUAUCUUACCAGGUUUUGGUCUGGAUCCAUGGAGGAGGAUUUGGCAUAGGAUCAGCAUCGAUGUAUGAUGGCUCUGCCCUGGCUGCUUAUCAGGAUGUGGUUGUUGUAGCGAUCCAGUAUCGUCUUGGACUUCUGGGCUUUGUCAGGUGAGAAAAUGCAAGAAACUAAUCACAGUUUAAAGAAACAAAGUUUGAAGACCAUAUGAAGUUAAAAUGCUUGCUUUGUUAUGAUAGAUCCAUGUAGUUGGACUCUCUUAUUCAGCCCAUGUCCUGUAAACUACAAAGUAAAACUGCAGUCAAUGCACACCACCACCCUAUCUGUCCUUACCUCCUCCACCCACUCCAAACCAAUAACUGCUGCCAUCAUCUCUGCUGUAUACACGGACAGUUUAUCUGUCAUUAUUUUCCCUAUGCUAAAGUUAAACUGUGGAAUAUAGACACCUGUUCCUACAUGAUCGUUUUGAUCUUUUGUUCAGUCCGUAAAAACUUGUGUUCGUGUGUUUACUACCCAAUUUGCUUUGCUGCGCAUUAAAGUCCCCACACCAGACUUUACUUUGGUUCACAUAUUCUGUUUCACUAAACAUUUCAACACUCAUGUUUUUACAUAGGUUAUAGAAAUUCACUACUUUGAAAAUAGUGUCUGUACUAGAAGAAGAACUUUAUUGAUCCCUGAUAAAAAUUCAGUAUUACAUACCUCAAAAGUGACACAUUUCCAGUUCUUCUGGAGCUGUAAGUCUUCUGUAUACAAUGCAGUCUUGAACAAUCUUUUAUCUUUUAUCUCUUUUACCUCCAUCUAAUUUGGGCUUUGCUGUCUUUUUAGCUUUUGAUGCACUUUAAAUCUUUUCUUGAUGAAACUUUUAGGCUUUUUAUUGUUCUAUCGCUUACUAAUUUCUGUUAUUCUAUUUUAUCACUAUUGUUAUUGUUUUGUUAUAAUUAUUAAUAUUGCCUUUUAUAUUUGCUAUGCUGUUUUCUGCUUUCAUCCCCCUUUUUUAUUGCAUUUUUUUUCCCUAAUAAUUCUAAGUUUCUAUUUAGAUCCACGUGGUCUCAUUUUGUGCUGUAUGGUUCUUGUAUUGUCUGGGUUCCUUAUGACAUAUGAAAAUGGCCUUCAAUUCUGAGGCCUUGUUUUAACUGAUCUUUUUGUUUUAAUUUACUUUGGCUGAAGUUAUUGUGCUUAUCAUUAUUAUAAACACAUAUCCUGGGAUAAUCAAAUCAAUAUAUGAUCAUAAUCAAGUUUCUUGAACACAUAUAGUAUCUGGUUUUGUUUCCAUCUCAAGCACAUACCUUUGAAGUUCUUGUCCAUUAUCAAUAAGACUUUUGAAAUUCAAUUGCAGUAUGUGAAGCAUCAUAGUGAUGACUUUAAUCAUGAACAUUUGCCUGGGAACUUCCAUCAGUAUAUACUUUCAACAUUUCAUGACUAUCUCCUGCUUUGAAGUUCUUGUUGUCUAAGAACUCUUGAGCUGCAUUCACUACUGUCAGGAUCUUAUCACUUUUACAUUCUUGAUUAGUGGCUACAUUAAUCACUUUACAGAUGAAGGCGACAAACAUGGUCUUAUCCACUAUCAGAGAAUCCAUUUUCAAUAUGCAUUUAUGAGGACACUGAAAAUGUUUUUCUGCCACAUGUCCUUCAUUGUCAUGCUGCAGGCCUGAACCAGCCCUGGUUAGGCCUUUGUGCUUCGUUUGUCUUCCUUACAUCACCUUCCAUGCCGUAAAAGGUUGUUCUUUUCUUCUCACCAAUAGAGGCAGUGACAAACAAGACAAAGAAUUAGACUUCAAAUAUACAGUCAGUAAUGUAAUGGUCAUGCAAACAGCUUCACAUCAGUUUUCCUGGGUUUUGGAUGGUACAUUAAAAGUUAACAUGUCUUAAAAAGGAAAAUGUUCAAUAAGUUUGGCUGAUAUACAGGAUUUGUGAGUUUUGUUUUCAACUAUGCAUACAUUGAUUUCAGUCUGAAGUGUGAUGAACCAUCUUUAUCACUAAACCCUUUAAAUGCUGAAUGGACUCAAACUCAAACCACACAACUGAUGGCAGCCUUGACCUCUAGACCAUCCACACCCCUGUAUUCCGUUUUGUCAUUCUCUGGUUGGACAAGAUCCUCUUAGCUUCUACCUGUAGGUUCCUUGUUUCUGCAACGGAGCCUUUGUUCAAGGACUAAACACAGUAUGAUGGAAAAAUAAUAUUUUGUUUCAUUCAGCACUGGAGAUGAACACUUGACUGGAAACUUUGGUCUUCUGGACCAGGUACAAGCUCUGAAGUGGAUCCAGCAGCACAUUCACAGCUUUGGAGGUGACCCAGACUCAGUUACAAUAUUUGGAGAGUCUGCUGGUGGAGUGAGUGUGUCCCUACUGGUAAGGAUCAAUCUCUUAAUGAGCUGAUGAACAACACACAUAAAACCCAUGUAUUUAUCUUAAGGAUUUUCCUGUAAAAUCGCUGCUGAGUUACAACUUCACAUAUCCUUAUUUUUUAUGUGUCUUUAUCCACCAGCUUCUCUCCCCAUUGGCUAAAGGACUGUUUCACCGUGCUAUCGCUGAGAGUGGCACUGCUGCGUUAGAUUUACUCAUGACAAAUGAUCCUCUACCAAUGGCACAGGUAGACUGUCAGCAUUCAAGAUAGCUCUUUAAAACUUAGUUGUGUCCUUAGGUUGUUGACAUAAAAUCAUUUUAUAUUCCUCAGAUGGCAGCAAAUAUGUCUGGCUGCAGCCUGGAAAGCACAGAGAAGAUCAGUGAUUGCAUGAGAAAUCUUGAUCUUGAAACUAUUUUAACCAUUGCACAGGUGAGUUAUUAACUGUUAUACUGUUCAAAGAAUAGUGAGUGAAAACAACCAUUGUAGCCUAUCUGUGGUCUAUCUUAAUUUUCUUUUCAACUGUUAUUUUCUCAAGGAUAUUACUUUGAAAUUUCCUAUAAAUGUUGACGGACACUUCCUGACAAAACCUGUGGAUGACCUGUUCAAAAAACAUGAACUACAUACCAUACCCUUCAUGACAGGGGUUAACAACGAUGAAGGGGGCUUUAUGCUUGUUGAGGUGAGUAUGAAUGCUGUGAAUUUAAACUGAGUCAUGAAUGACCAAAGUGCUUGUGGGUUUCUUUAUGAGCCAUUAAAGUGAAAAAGGGAUUUUUGAAUGUUUGAGAUAUUAAUCGUAUUUUUGUCUUCUUUUAGUUCCUGGCUCCCAAAAACUGGACAGAGGGACUGGAUUUGGAGUCUAUUAAGAACGUGCUCUCAAUGUUUUUCCCUGAUCCAUCAAUCUCUGAUUUGAUAAUAGAGGAAUACAUGGGCACUGGUGAAGAUCCUAUAAAAAACAGGAAUGGAUACACUGAGCUGCUUGGGGAUAUUUUUUUCACAAUUCCAGCCAUCAAGACUGCCAACGCACACAGAGGUGAUUUUUUUAGACAACAUGCAGAACUUUUCACGCUGAGAGAAGAGAAAUGAGAAAUUGUAUUGAUCACAACUAUUUGUUCCCAAUUAGAUGCUGUUGCACCUGUAUACCUGUAUCAGUACCAGCAUCCCCCUCAGUUCCUGCAAGCAAAAAGACCUAGCUUUGUUGGGGCUGACCAUGGAGAUGAAAUCUUCACAGCACUAGGGUUUUGCUUCACAACCAAACAUGUCACAUUGAAAGAAGGUGAGCACAAUCUAAAUAUAAGGUUUACACUACUAUAAAUCUGAGUUCAAAGUGUGUAACCAGGUAACUGAUGUUGUAGAUGCAUGCUCUAAAGAGGAAGAACAGUUGAGCAAAACCAUGAUGAGCUACUGGGGAAACUUUGCUCGCACAGGGUAAGAAUCAACCCUCGUUAAAGAUUUCAAUUCAUAUUUAGGUGAGACAUAAUUAUUUAUGACUUUACCCUGGGUGUGUUUAGGUCUCCUAAUGGGGAAGGCCUCGUUCACUGGCCACAGUAUGGAUCAGAAGAGCACUACCUGAAAAUCGACUUGAAGGAGCAGGUUACUGGUCAGCACCUGAAGAAGGAGCGGUUUGUCUUCAUGACUCAGACCCUGCCAGAGAAAAUAAGACAACACAUGAAGAAGACAGAAAAGAUGAGUGAGUGUAUUUCCAUAUCUUGAUCAAAAAAAUAGUGUGAAUAGUAUGAAGUGUCAAUCAUAGAAAACAUGAUAAUAGCUUUUAGAAAUGGAGCUGCACAGAAAAAAAAGGGCCUUGAGCGGAAAUCAGUCUUACCAUAACUGCAUGUCAACAUCGCAUCCAGUGGGGAGAAAAUAUAUAUUCAGUGUAAUUAAUUUCUAAAGUUUGUCCAAGGCUCCAUAGGGAUUGCUGGAGGAGGUGGAAAUUAUGACCUUUACUGCAGCCUGUCACCAGAGGGUGCUGUUCUUAAGAGCCUUCACCCAGUGAGGAGGCAGACAACAUCCAUUCUAUAUACAGUCUAUGCUAAUUAUGCUUGCCCUGUUGCCCUGAUUAGCUGCUUAUUUGAGCAUUUGCUUAUAAAAUGUCUUUAAGUUACCUAUACAAACAGAAACACAUUUGAGACUUGGAAGUCUUUCACAUGGCUGAUAUAAGUCUGAGAGUUGUUGUACCAACUCACAGUUUUCCACUUGAGUUCAAUAUGAGCAUCAGUAGAGGACUUGUGCAUCACUCAGCUUUGAUAAACACCUAUCAAUAAGUUCUGAAUUUUAAGCAAUGACUCUGACCCAGUCUUAACAUCCUAUCAGUGCCUGAGGUCCACACAGGACUUGGAAGUCUGAGAGGUGAGUAUGUGAGUGUUAAAGGAAAGGAGACUGGGGUCCAUGCCUUCCUGGGUAUCCCGUUUGCCAAGCCACCCGUAGGCCCUGCUCUGAGAUUCUCUGCACCUCAGCCUGUGGAGGGAUGGACAGGAGUAAGAGAUGCCACCAAGCAGCCACUCAUGUAAGUCAUCCGUGUAUUUUCAGCUGAUGGACACAGCACUUGGAAAAAAUCACUUUCAAUAAAUCUAAUAUGAUAUCAUGUCUCCCUAUUUCAGGUGUGUUCAAAAUAGACAAGUAUCCAUUGAUAUGCUUGAAAAAUUUGGUGAAAUGGCAGCAGAAAUCCCAGAUGUUUCAGAAGACUGUCUUUACCUCAACAUUUACACUCCUGCAAACCGAGCUGAUGAUGCUAAGCUUCCGGUAAGAGUCUUCAACUACAAGAAGGGGUUUCUUUGCUGAUAGGAUGUUGAUUAAAUCUCAGCUGAAGAGGGGUGCUCAAGGUUUGUGGCUGUGACGUUGUGCUUGACACUGUACUUCAGAUGGGGAAAUGAGAUCAUUGUGUUUUGCUUAAAGAUAUGUUGUAAAUGUCUUCAUAUGAUCAUGAGUGGAAUCACACAAGUGUUUGUUGUUGCUGAGAGUAUCAGGGUUAGUCCAGACAAGAUUGAGUUUAGAUGGUACCAAACUGGACUUUGUGAUUUUGUGUUUGAAGAAGGGGUGACUUAAAAAGCCUGUGGGAGAACUGGUGAAUCCAAGAUUGCAAUUUUAUUACAGACUGAUUGUUCAGUAUCAAACUAUAUGGUAUCAGGCAAGUUAAGGGUGAAUCCAUUUGCUGUAAUCUAUUUCAGUUUCAACAUUCAAUAUAUGUAUUUUUUGCACUAUUUAAACUAACAAUUUCAGCUAACCAUAGUCUCUGGUGAAAUGCUUCACACAGCAUCUCAACUUUUGUUGUAAUGUGGGUCCUGUAAUUGCAGUUUGAAUAAUACUCAACAUACCCAAAAGCAUAAAUCAAAGAGAUGAGUGUCAUUUUAAAGUCAGAUUUAAGUUUGUCUUUGGUUCAAUGUACUUGAAUAAAUAUGUUCUCACAAGCUCACAUUUCUUAAUAUUUCUGUAUGCUGUGUAGAAAAGAUGAAUUGCUUCCAUUAUCUUACCAGGUUAUGGUCUGGAUCCAUGGAGGAGGGUUUGGCAUAGGAUCAGCAUCAAUGUAUGAUGGCUCUGCCCUGGCUGCUUAUCUGGAUGCGGUUGUUGUUGUGAUCCAGUAUCGUCUCGGACUUCUGGGCUUUUUCAGGUGAGAAAAUAGAAGAAACUAAUGACAGUUUAAAGAAACAAAGUUUGAAGACCAUAAGAAAUGUAUAGGCCUGUUUUGUUACAAUAGAUCUCUGUAGUUGGACUAUUGAUUCAACGUUUGAAUCAAUGCAUUUUGUACAGUGCAAUAUAAAGAUUGAAUGAUAGUUUAAAUACCUCCCCUACAAUAUUUUGUUUCAUUCAGCACUGGAGAUGAACACUUGACUGGAAACUUUGGUCUUCUGGACCAGGUACAAGCUCUGAAGUGGAUCCAGCAGCACAUUCACAGCUUUGGAGGUGACCCAGACUCAGUUACAAUAUUUGGAGAGUCUGCUGGUGGAGUGAGUGUGUCCCUACUGGUAAGGAUCAGUCUCUCAAUGAGCUGAUGAACAACACACAUAAAACCCAUGUGUUUUUCGUAAGGGCUUUUCUGUAAAAUCACUGCUGAGUUACAACUUCACAUAUCCUUAUUUUUUAUGUGUCUGUAUCCACCAGCUUCUCUCACCACUGGCUAAAGGACUGUUUCACCGCGCUAUCGCUGAGAGUGGUACUGCUGCGAUAGAUUCACUGACAACAAAUAAUCCUCUACCAAUGGCACAGGUAGACUGUCAGCAUUCAAGAUAGGUCUUUAAAACUUAGUCGUUUCCUUAGGUUGUUGAUAUAAAAUCCUUUUAUAUUCCUCAGGCGGCAGCAAAUAUGUCUGGCUGCAGCCUGGACAGCACAGAGAAGAUCAGUGAUUGCAUGAGAAAUCUUGAUCUUGAAACUAUUUUAACCAUUGCACAGGUGAGUUAUUAACUGUCAUACUGUUUACAAAAUAGUGAGUGAAAACAACCAUUGUAGCCUAUCUGUGGUCUAUCUUAAUGUUCUUUUCAAUUGUCAUUUUCUCAAGGAUCUUAGUUUGAGAUUUCUUAUCAAUUAUGACGGACACUUCCUGACAAAACCUGUGGAUGAGCUGUUCAAAAAACACGAACUACAUACCAUACCCUUCAUGACGGGGGUUAACAACGAUGAAGGGGGCUUUUUGCUUGUUGAUGUGAGUAUGAAUGCUGUAAAUUUGAACUUAGUCAUGGAUAAACAAAGUGCUUGUGGGUUUCUUGAUGAGCCAGUGGGGAAAAAAAAGAGUUUUGCUUUCAUAAAUGUUUGAGAUAUUAAUCGUAUUUUUGUCUUCCUUUAGUUCCUGGCUCCCAAAAACUGGACAGAGGGACUGGAUUUGGAGUCUAUUAAGAACCUGUACUUUAUGUUUAGUCCUGAUCCAUCAAUAUCUGAUUUGAUAAUAGAAGAAUACAUGGGCACUGGUGAAGAUCCUGUAAAAAAUAGGAAUGGGUACACUGAGCUGCUUGGGGAUACGAUAUUCACAAUUCCAGCCAUCAAGACUGCCAACGCACACAGAGGUAAUUUUUUGAGACAACACACUGAACUUUUUACAUUUGCUGUUCAACUUGCGGAGAAAUAAGGAAUGAUAUUGAUCACAACUAUUUGUUCCCAAUUAGAUGCCGGUGCACCUGUAUACCUGUAUGAGUACCAGCAUCCCCCUCAGUUCCUGCAAGCAAAAAGACCUAGCUUUGUUGGGGCUGACCAUGGAGAUGAAAUCUUCAUAGUGCUAGGAUUUUGUUUUACAUCCAAACAUGUCACAUUGAAAGAAGGUGAGCACAAUCUAAACAUAAGGUUUACACUACUAUAAAUCUGAGUUAUACAGAGUUCAAAGUGUUUAAUCAGGUAACUGAUGUUGUAGAUGCAUGCUCUAAAGAGGAAGAACAGUUGAGCAAAACCAUGAUGAGCUACUGGGGAAACUUUGCUCGCACAGGGUAAGAAUCAACCCUCAUUUAAGAUUUCAAUGCAUAUUUAGCUAAGAAAAAGUUAUUUAUGACUUUACCCUGGGUGUGUUUAGGUCUCCUAAUGGGGAAGGCCUCGUUCACUGGCCACAGUAUGGAUCAGAAGAGCACUACCUGAAAAUCGACUUGAAGGAGCAGGUUACUGGUCAGCACCUGAAGAAGGAGCGGUUUGUCUUCAUGACUCAGACACUGCCAGAGAAAAUAAGACAACGCAAAGAGAAGGAAGAAAAGAUGAGUGAGUGUAUUUGCAUAUCUUGAUCAAGAAAAUAGCAUGAACCAUUACAUCCUUUUGUUGUUUUCACUAACAGUUUGUUUGCUAAUAAUGAUUACUUGUCACUAAUGGUUUGUUAUCAAUAAUGCUGUUCAGAGGUGACAAAAUCAAAAAAAUGGGUAAGGAGUUCAUCCUGGGGCACAAUGAUUCUCAGUUUUGUUUUGUCAGACUACUUAGCAAAACAUCUUAAAGAUUUUUAGGUCCCAAGAUAAACUGCGAAAAUAAUUGACUUUGACAAAUAAUGUGGUUUACUUUAGUAGACUACCAACUCAGUGAGUCUAGCGUUUAAAUGUUUCCAGAAAAGGUCGAUAUAGAACAGAUUGACACAGAUUUACAGUAUGGGUCAAUGUCAGCUUUAUUUGUAUAGCACGUUUAAAAACAGCCAGUGAUCUUCCAUAGUGCUUUACAGUAAAAUAGCUAGGAACAAUAAAAAACUAUAAAAAUAUCAAAAGCAUAAAACAUAUAAAAAACAUAAAACAACAAUAAAAAUAAACAUAUCAAAUAAAUAAAAGACCCAAUAAAAGUAGCUAUACUAUCCCAAAGGCUAAGUGAACAGGUAUGUCUACAGAAGUGUUGUAAAGUUGAAAGACUAUUUGCUGUUCGCACUGUCAAGAGUAAAGCAUUCCACAAAGUGGGAGCCACGACAGAAAAUGCUCAAUCUCCCCUGGAUUUUUAGAAAGGAUCAAGGAACGUCUAAAACCACCUGAUUAGCUGACUGUAAGGGUGAAUUAUUUCCUAGUGAACAACUACAGUACUGUAUGUACUGGACAAGAAAUUUCCCCCUAGGAACAGAAAAACAAAACAGAGCCAAAGCAGUCAACAUUUCAGACAACUUGAAUAACUGCAUUUUUUUUUUCUUUUUUGAGCUUGUCCCAUUGACCUCAAUGCAAAAUGUUUUUGCAGUAAAGAGAAAAGUAAUAGCACACAAAUCCUGAUCAAACAGCACAUUUUGAUGUGUACUUAGUCCUGAAACUCUUCAACCUACCAUAGUGCCUUGGGGCGAAGCAAAGUGGCCUGCUGUGAAGUUUUUAGCAUCUCUAUUGUAUAGGGGCCAGUGCCUCAGUGCAUUUUCCCUGUGGCCCUAAUAAGGAAUUUGAUUGAAACUCAGUGUUUCUAGUUAAUCAAAUUGCUCUAAAAGUGAUUCAGUGAUGCAGAGGUAAUAGAGCAGCCCCUGACAAGUGAAUUGGUCUCAACUGUGAGCCUGGCCUGAGGCUUGCCACAGCAACUUGAGCUGGUUGCCCAUGAUGAAAGACACACUGCAGGCUGAGGCUGUCAAAAUGAGCACUGGUCUCACAUUUGGGCUUAUUCUGACAAAACAGUAGCUCCUAUCAGAAAAAGCAGACCGAUGACAACGGUCUGCUUUUCCUCCUGAAUGUUUUGAUAUGAUUUUGGUGUUUCCUCAGUAAAGAUUAUGGACAUACUUAGUUAUAAAUAGGAGUCCCUUCUGCCUCUCAGAAAAUCCUGGGAGCAGAGAGAGACAAUUCCGCACUUAGAGGCUCAGUAUUUGAAUUCUGUAAGUCUCUCUGCUUAGAUAAACAUACCGUUAGAGAAAGAACAAGUGUGUCUACAACUGUGGAAAAAACCAUGCAUGUAGAGUGUAAUUUGAGGCCAGGAUGAGUGUUAAAAGAGGAAAAUUUCAGACAAUUUCAUGCAACUUCUCUCACUCUAGCCGAUGAUGUCACCCACUCUGGCAUGAACAUUCCACGCAAUACACACCCAUUAUAAUCUCAAAAUUUAUCCAAAAAUGAUCAUGGUCAUUGAACAGUGAGUGAUCAAAAACUAUGAUACCUAUCAAAACAUGGAUUUAUGCUCCAAAAGACAAGACUUGUGUCUACACUAAAGUUUAAAUGGAGUCUUUAGGUGAAAGCAUGCUGGAGCAGUAGGCAUUUGAAUAACUACAAUAAUUUUCCUUCUUUUUCUUUUUUUUUUUUGGCUUGUCCCGUUGACUUCAAUGGAAAAUUUUUCCAGAGUUUUCGUGAUUUACCUUGUAGAAAAAUGAUAUAAAAUAGAGAAACAUAAUAGCACCCUAUCCCAAUCAAACCGUAUAUUUUGAUAUAUAAUUUUUCUCCUGACUGUUCAAGCUGGAGGAUUAGUAGCAAAUCCAAAUUUUACCGGGACAGGAAUAAGAAAAAUCAGAUUCUAACAAAAGGGGGAAAGUGCACUGUGCCUCAUUACGCUUGCCUUGUUGCCCUGAUAAGCUGCUUAUUUGAGCAUUUGCUUAUAGCCUGUCUUUAAGUUACCUAUACAAACAGAAACACAUUUGAGACUUGGAAGUCUUUCACAUGGCUGAUAUAAGUUGGAGAGUUGUUGCACCAACUCACAGUUUUCCACUUGAGUUCAAUAUGAGCAUCAACAGAGGACUUGUGCAUCACUUAGCUUUGAUAAACACCUAUCAAUAAGUUCUGAAUUUUAAGCAAUGACUCUGACCCAGUCUUAUCAUCCUAUCAGUGCCUGAGGUCCACACAGGACUUGGAAGUCUGAGAGGUGAGUUUGUGAGUGUUAAAGGAAAGGAGACUGGGGUCCAUGCCUUCCUGGGUAUCCCGUUUGCCAAGCCACCCGUAGGCCCUGCUCUGAGAUUCUCUGCACCUCAGCCUGUGGAGGGAUGGACAGGAGUAAGAGAUGCCACCAAGCAGCCACUCAUGUAAGUCAUCCGUGUAUUUUCAGCUGAUGGACACAGCACUUGAAAAAAUCACCUUCAAUUAAUAUAAUAUGACAUCUUGUCUCCCUUUUUUAGGUGUGUUCAAAAUAGACAAUUUUCUUUUGAUCUGCUUGAAAAAGUUGGUGAAAUGGCAGCAGAAAUCCCAGAUGUUUCAGAAGACUGUCUUUACCUCAACAUUUACACUCCUGCAAACCGAGCUGAUGAUGCUAAGCUUCCGGUAAGAGUCUUCAACUACAAGAAGGGGUUUCUUUGCUGAUAGGAUGUUGAUUAAAUCUCAGCUGAAGAGGGGUGCUCAAGGUGUGUGGCUGUGAUGUCACAUAUGGUUUGAUGAUUUUAGUUAUAAGUAUUACAAAAACUGAUAAUUUCUGAUGAUGUACUCCGGAUGGGGAAAUGAGAUCAUUGUGUUUUGCUGAAGGAUGUGUUGUAAAUGUUUGAUGUUUUCAUAUGAUCAUGAGUGGAAACAAAGGUGUUUCUACCAUGCUGUCAGAGUUUCUGAUACUGUGUAUGUUUGAAUAAGGGGUGACUUAAAAAGACAGUGGGAGAACUGAUGAAUCCAAGAUGGCAAUUUUAUUGCAGACUGAUUGUUCAGUAUCAAACUAUAUGGUAUCAGACUUGUAUUAUAUUACUUGAAUAAAUGUUCUCACUAGCUCACAUUUUAUAAAUAUUUCAGCGCUUCCAUUAUUUUACCAGGUUAUGGUCUGGAUCCAUGGAGGAGGGUUUAGUAUGGGAUCAGCAUCGAUGUAUGAUGGCUCUGCCCUGGCUGCUUAUCAGGAUGUGGUUGUUGUUUUGAUCCAGUAUCGUCUCGGACUUCUGGGCUUUGUCAGGUGAGAAAAUGCAAGAAACUAAUCACAGUUUAAAGAAACAAAGUUUGAAGACCAUUUGAAGUUAAAAUGCUUGCUUUGUUAUGAUAGAUCCAUGUAGUUGGACUCUCUUAUCAUAUCUGUCACUGAUGAAGGCAGUGACAAACAAGACAAAGAAUUGAGCAUAUGCAGUCAGUAACGUAAUGGUCAUGCAAACAGCUUCACAUCAGUUUUCCAGGAUUUUGGAUGGUACAUAAAAAGUUAACAUAUCUCAAAAAGGAAAAUGUAUAAUAAGUUUGGCUGAUAUACAGGAUUUAUGUGAGUUGUGUUUUCAACCGUGCAUACGUUGGUUUCAGUCUGAAGCAGUGAUGAACCAUCUUUAUCUAGUCAAAGGUUUUUGAUUGACAUGGGUACCAAACAUAGAUAACACAACACAGAUAUAUUUUCUGUCUCCAUCAUAAGCUGUCAUGACUGCUUCAUUUUCUUUCACUGAGAAGUUACUAGAGAAUAUUUGAUGAGACUGAUAAAAAAUAUUUAAAAGAUUCUGAAACUUUUUCUCUCCUGGUUACAAUUUGCUUGCCUGACUGGCCUUGGGUUAAAUAAGAAAUAAACCAGUUUACCAUGGGAUACCUAAAUAGGAGGGGCUAAGGCUAGAAUAUUUUUCCUCUUUUUUAGGACUGGAAAGUUGCAUUUUCCUUCCACCCUUUCAACUAUACACUAAACCCUUUAUAUGCUGAAUGAAAUCAAACUCAAACUCAAACUCCACAAAUGAUGGCAGCCUUUACCUCUAGACCAUUUACACCCCUGUAUACUGUUUUUUAAUUCCCUGGUUCAACAAGAGCCUCUUAGCUUCUACCUGUAGGCUCUAUGUUUCUGCAACAGAGCCAUUGUUCAAGGACUAAACACAGUCUGAUGGAAAACAAUAUUUUGUUUCAUUCAGCACUGGCGAUGAACACUUGACUGGAAACUUUGGUCUUCUGGACCAGGUACAAGCUCUGAAGUGGAUCCAGCAGCACAUUCACAGCUUUGGAGGUGACCCAGACUCAGUUACAAUAUUUGGAGAGUCUGCUGGUGGAAUGAGUGUGUCUCUACUGGUAAGGAUCAGUCUCUUAAUGAGCUGAUGAACAACACACAUAAAACCCAUGUAUUUAUCUUAAGGAUUUUCCUGUAAAAUCGCUGCUGAGUUACAACUUCACAUAUCCUUAUUUUUCAUGUGUCUGUAUCCACCAGCUUCUCUCCCCAUUGGCUAAAGGACUGUUUCACCGCGCUAUCGCUGAGAGCGGCAGUGCAGCAAUGGAUUUACUGAUGACAAAUGAUCCUCUACCAAUGGCACAGGUAGACUGUCAGCAUUCAAGAUAGCUCUUUAAAACUUAGUUGUGUCCUUAGGGUGUUGACAUAAAAUCCUUUUAUAUUCCUCAGGCGGCAGCAAAUAUGUCUGGCUGCAGCCUGGACAGCACAGAGAAGAUCAGUGAUUGCAUGAGAAAUCUUGAUCUUGAUACUUUUUUAACCAUUGCACAGGUGAGUUAUUAACUAUCAUACUGUUCAAAGAAUAGUGAGUGAAAACAACCAUUGUAGCCUAUCUGUGGUCUAUCUUAAUUUUCUUUUCAACUGUCAUUUUCUCAAGGAUCUUAGUUUGCAAUCUUUUAUAAGUGUUGACGGACACUUCCUGACAAAACCUGUGGAUGAGCUGUUCAAAAAACAUGAACUACUUACCAUACCCUUCAUGACAGGGGUUAACAACGAUGAAGGGGGCUUUUUGCUCGUUGAUGUGAGUAUGGAUGCUGUAAAUUUGUACUGAGUCAUGGAUAACCAAAGUGCUUGUGGGUUUCUUGAUGAGCCAGUAAAAAUAGAGUUUUGCUUUAGUGAAUGUUUGAGAUAUUAAUGGUAUCUUUGUCUUCUUUUAGUUCUUUGCACCCAAAAACUGGACAGAGGGACUGGAUUUGGAGUCUGUUAAGAACCUGCUCUCAAUGUUUUUCCCCGAUCCAUUAAUUUCUGAUUUGAUAAUAGAAGAAUACAUGGGCACUGGUGAGGAUCCUAUAAAAAAUAGGAACGGAUACACUGAGCUGCUUGGGGAUACGAUAUUCACAAUUCCAGCCAUCAAGACUGCUAACGCACACAGAGGUAAUUUUUUGAGACAACAUGCAGAACUUUUCACGCUGAGAGAAGAGAAAUGAGAAAUUGUAUUGAUCACAACUAUUUGUUCCCAAUUAGAUGCUGUUGCACCUGUAUACCUGUAUGAGUACCAGCAUCCCCCUCAGUUCCUGCAAGCAAAAAGACCUAGCUUUGUUGGGGCUGACCAUGGAGAUGAACUUUUCACAGUACUAGGAGCUUGUUUCACAACCAAACAUGUCACAUUGGAAGAAGGUGAGCACAAUCUAAACAUAAGGUUUACACUACUAUAAACCUGAGUUAUACAGAGUUCAAAGUGUUUAACCAGGUAACUGAUGUUGUAGAUGCAUGCUCUAAAGAGGAAGAACAGUUGAGCAAAACCAUGAUGAGCUACUGGGGAAACUUUGCUCGCACAGGGUAAGAAUCAACCCUCAUUUAAGAUUUCAAUGCAUAUUUAGCUAAGAAAAAGUUAUUUAUGACUUUACCCUCGGUGUGUUUAGGUCUCCUAAUGGGGAAGGCCUUGUUCACUGGCCACAGUAUGGAGCAGAAGAGCACUACCUGAAAAUCGACUUGAAGGAGCAGGUUACUGGUCAGCACCUGAAGAAGGAGCGGUUUGUCUUCAUGACUCAGACACUGCCAGAGAAAAUAAGACAACGCAAAGAGAAGACAGAGCACAGCGAGCUGUAG
Molecule: messenger RNA, 22110 nt
Organism: Xyrichtys novacula (pearly razorfish)
Lineage: Eukaryota; Metazoa; Chordata; Actinopteri; Labriformes; Labridae
Source: the annotation of a GenBank genome assembly